Molecule: messenger RNA, 2804 nt
Organism: Acyrthosiphon pisum (pea aphid)
Lineage: Eukaryota; Metazoa; Arthropoda; Insecta; Hemiptera; Aphididae
Gene: Fbxl4
Product: F box and leucine-rich-repeat gene 4
Exons: 12
Coding region: 275-2224 (649 amino acids)
Biological process (GO): SCF-dependent proteasomal ubiquitin-dependent protein catabolic process
Cellular component (GO): SCF ubiquitin ligase complex
Molecular function (GO): protein binding
Source: RefSeq, a predicted model, not a curated record
CUGUGACUCUGUGGUCAAAGGACGUGUGAUACUGUGAUAAUGUGUAAAUACAAUACGACAAAAUAGUAAAUAGGUACCAAAAUUGAAAAUAAUUAAGUAUUAUAGUUUAUUGUCCAAUAAUUUAUUUACCGACCUUUUCGAAUCUCGACAACUUUGAAUCUCACCCUUCAGACGCCCGAGUUCACAAUGUACUGUAAUCUGAAUUAGUUUUUUCGAUGGAAUUCAAAGGUGCGCGUUUUAUCGGGAUUUGUGCCGACGAAAUUGCCAAUUGGUCAUGAACGACGAACAAGUUGGCUUUAACUUGGCCGAUCUUAGAAAGCUUUGCAAGUCGUACAUUGAUUAUACUCGCACAUAUAUGGAUCGCAAGGAAGUCAGGCGCAUCAACAGGCAGCGAUCUUCGUUGGACAACUUCGUGUUCCAAUUUUCGUCGGAAGUGGUGGACUUUAGCUCUCAAUAUGGUAGCGAUAUUAGCAUAUCUUACACGGCCAGUAAUGUCACCGGCAGGCCAAGCAAGUUUCCCAACUACGGAGACUUUCCCCAGUCUUAUGUUAUGCGAACUUAUGGACCUUGGAGAGAAUUAGCACCAUCUCGAAAAUGUCCAAUAAUGCCACAAAAUGCUGGAAGAAUAAGAAGCGAAGAUUAUAUAAUAUUAUCAUUUACAAUACCAGUCAUUCCUCUGGUCAUCUCCAUAUUUGAAACUUUUACUCCCGGGUCUGUAGUACGAAUAUCCGGCAAAGUUAUUGAUCUUCCAGAUACGAUGGCAUGGAGAUUACUUUGGGAAGGACUGCCCCAGAACUGUAAUGGCAUGAGACAUUCUCGUUUGUUUGCUCCAAAAUUAAAACACAUAAAGGAACUGGUCAAAGAGAUAUGCAUUGAGUUUAAUCAUUCCCAGUUGGAUUAUUAUACCGAGUUAGAUGCUGUAUCUAUGGGAGGUAUUUUGAAGUAUCCAGAAAACGGAGAGCUAGACAUUAUGUCUGUACCUAUGGUUACUCAUACUUCCUCAGGAUACGUUUAUGAUAAUAAUGAAGAGCAAAACCAGGAGUUAUUGUCAAAUGUUAGAGUGCCAUCAAUGGCUUCAAAUAUACCUAUAUCAACGAGUCUAGAUCCAUUUUUGAAACUGAUCAAGAAUAUAGAAGAACUUGAAAACGAGUGGCGUAAGGUACCUGCCAUUGAUUACACGUUGCGAUUGCCGAAUGAAUCAUUAAUGCAAAUAUUUUCAUAUCUGGAUUUAAAAUCAUUGCGACUUUGUAUGAGAGUGUGCAAGCGCUUCAACAACAUUUGUACUGAUGGAUAUUUCUACAGAGAAUUAAAUUUAAAACCUUAUUGGUGUUCAUUUUCCUAUUCAAUGCUCAUUUCAUUAGAGCCGUACUGUGACCGGAUGACAAAGUUGGAUUUAUCCUGGUGUGGUAUUACAAAAGGAAUAUUGACCAUACCAUUCAACUUAUUUUUAAAGAGAUGUGGUAGAAAUUUAACUAACUUACGAUUAGACUGUUGUGAGUUCAUCAAUGAUACCACAUUAAUUGCAAUCAACUUAUUUUGUAUAUAUCUGAAAGAAUUGAGUUUAAGAAGUUGCACUUCGAUUAAUUUUGAGCUGAUAUGUCCACCGCAGAGUUUAACAGAAAUGGAGCGUAUGGAUUUUUAUAGAACAAAUAUCAACAUAGAUUAUUUAACUUUUUAUAUAAAGGAUAUGCCCAAGUUGAAGCACAUCAAUCUUGGUUCAUGUAAACGAAUCGAAUGCAUGGAUCAUGUUGCUCAUGAAUUGUCAAUAUGGAACAAGCAACUAGUGUCUGUAGAUUUUUGGAAAAGUUAUACACUGUCUCCUACUGGGCUGCGCUAUUUAACUGUUCUCAAACAACUUGAAGAAAUUGAUCUCGGAUGGUGUUUAGCUAUGAGUAUUCCUGGCGAUAGUCUCUUGGACUUGGUCAAAUCUUGUCCAAAAUUAAAAAAAAUCAUUGUAGUGUCACUACGCGGUGUGUGCGACCGUGAUCUACUAGCGUUUGCUGACUACUGCCCACUGUUGGAACAAAUCGAUUUGGUUGGCCUCAGAGCAAUUACGGUUGAUGCUUGCUCCAAGUUCCUACAGAAAUGUAAAAACCUAAAGUUAAUAGAUGUUAAUUUUUGCGAAAACAUCAAAGAAGAUGAUGUAAAAAAUUGGCGAUUAAAAUAUCCCAAUGUAUGCAUUCAAUUUACUACUUCUGAUCAUUCAAAUGUAUAUCAUUACUAGAUCAUCACAAGAUGUCUUUGACUGAUGAAUGCACGAUGAUGACAAGGCAUUUAACUAUGAAGUUAUUUGUUUAAAAUAAAUUUAAAUUACAUUACAUUAUUUUUCUAUCUAAGAUCUUAUGUAAAAUAAUAUAAUAUUUACAACCCUAAGCGAUAUUAUCCUGUAUAAAUAUAUAUAUUAUAUAUUAAUGUAUAUAGUUUUAUUUUUUCCCUGGAUUUGUCUCUUAAUUCGAAGUAGUGUAUCGCCCGUGGUGUUGGAUUACAAACUUGUAUGUUGUAGGUAAUUGUAUCAGUGAUGAAUUUUUAGAAUCAUUGAAAAUAUUAUCAUGUAUGUGUUACUUUCUUGUCGUUCUGGCCAGGAGUGCCAAGAACGCCAUGAACCGAAAAGCGAUGAUCAAUAGAAAUAAUGAAGCUAUGUCCAUUGUGAGGUUUGACUGGAAAAAAAAAACAAACAAGAAUAGAUUAGAUACGUUCAAAGUCUGUACAUAAUAAAAUAUCAUGGUUGUAGUUAAAGAUAUCUCUGGUGACAAUAAUUAUUCGGUACCAGAUGACCAACGGUUAUGUUUAAUUUUAAUUCAAAA